Molecule: messenger RNA, 1144 nt
Organism: Alternaria arbusti
Lineage: Eukaryota; Fungi; Ascomycota; Dothideomycetes; Pleosporales; Pleosporaceae
Exons: 1
Source: RefSeq, a predicted model, not a curated record
AUGCCAAAAGGCAAAGCCAAGAGACGCAACCCGCGACCGUAUCACGGCUCUGCAGAGCCGUAUGAGACUCACCAAGGCUCAUCACACAGACGUGGCGGUACACACAAAGUACGCGCUGAGAACAAGACUGACUCCGUCUACGACAACUUGAACUACAAAGAGCUAGUCGAAACAGCCAAAGAGCGCAGUAUCUACCGCAAGGAUAUGAAGAAGGUAGAGAUGGCUUGGGCCUUGAAGCACGACGACGAGAAUCGAAAGCGUGCUGAACAGGACGCCCGUAUUGCACGUCAAAGAAAGAUAGAGGAGGCAAAGAAGGAAGAGGAGAGAAAGGCUGCGGAGAAGAAGGCACAGCUCGUUGCUAAGCAAAAGAAAAGAAGAGAGAAAGAGGAGAGGAGAGAGCGCGACGAAAGCGUCAGUGACGACACUGUGAGUGAUCCCGACUCGGAAGACGACGAAGACGCAGGGAACGAGUACAACCGCGAGAGAUUCGGUGAGGCGCUCAGUGAGGAGUCAUGGGACAGCAGUUCUUCAGAGUCAAGUGCUGCAUCAGUAAACCAGAUCUACGAGCCUGGAUGCAGACUUCGCCUCUUCGAAUGGCCCAACCAAACUAUGCCAUCUGUCAAACCCGGAGCUUGGGAUUACAAAAGAUGGUGUCCGCUGCCCUUGCCCUGUCCUGUUCCUUAUGCACCUCUGAAGAUUACAACGAUGUAUAGCAAGCAAAAGCUCAUAUUGCCAGGAGCGAAAUACCCACCGGGUGUCGAUCCCGACUUCGUACCCAUCCUCAACCCCUUGGUUCGAUCCGCAGCGCGUAACGGUCAUCUUCUUGGCCCGCUCCGCAAAGCCGUUAUCGAAAGAGGUACGGAUUGGGCUCAACGCACACUCAUCCAGGGCUGUAAUGGACACAUGUACUUCCACCUCGGCUCCAGGAACGAAACGAAAAUGCUAGCCGAUACAUACAACAAGUGGUAUCUCGAAAACAGAAAGUUGCUGCGCGUCAAAGGGAAAGGCAAUGGCGAUCCUAGUGAUCGCGCUGCACGCCACGCGCAACGGCAGAGGAAUAAGGCGAAGAUGACGGCGGAGGUGUAUGAGGCGUCGCAGUACAGACCGUUGGCUAUGUGCUAUGUGCCUGCCUACCUGGAGUAUG